AUGGGUGAGAAUGAUAAAUAUCAAAUUAGGAAGAUAGAGAUCGUGGAUGCGGUUGCAUUUCCCCUCCGCUACCAACGUUUCGGCGCUCAAAACCCCUCGCUCAUUCACCACCACUGUCUCACUCCCACCUCAUUAAAUACGCCCGCUGCCCGCACGAACUCCACAAAGCUGCGCGCCAACACGCGCAGGGCGCAACACUCCCAGCCUCUGUUCACUCACUGCCUUGUCCGUCUGAGUACGCGAGAGCAGGCUAGCAGCCAAGAGGCCAAGAAACAAGCAAUGGCGACGGCGCUGGCGACCGUCGUGGUCGCGCUGUUCCUAGCACAGAUCGCGUCGGCAGCGACGCUGGCGCUGUACAACCGGUGCGGCGAGACGGUGUGGCCUGGCAUCCAGCCGAGCGCCGGGAAGGAGCUCCUGGCGCGCGGAGGCCUGCAGCUGGCGCCCAACCGCGCGACCUCCAUCCGCCUGCCCCCCGGCUGGUCCGGCCGCGUCUGGGGCCGGCAGGGCUGCAAGUUCGACGCCGCCGGGCGCGGGCGCUGCGCCACGGGCGACUGCGGCGGGACGCUCUACUGCAACGGCGCCGGCGGCGCGCCCCCCGCCACGCUGGCCGAGAUCACCCUGGCCUCCGUCCCCACCGCGCAGGACUUCUACGACGUGAGCCUGGUGGACGGCUACAACAUCCCCAUCGUCAUGACUCCGGUCCACGGGUCCGGGGCCCACUGCGUCCCCGCGGGCUGCGUCAGCGACCUCAACAGCUUCUGCCCCGCGGGCCUCGCCGUCCGCGGCGGCGAAGGGAACCGCGUCGUCGGGUGCCGCAGCGCGUGCGCCGCCUACGGCGCGCCGCAGUACUGCUGCACGGGGCGGUUCGGGAGCCCGCAGCAGUGCAAGCCCACGACGUACUCGCGGCUGUUCAAGUCGGCGUGCCCCAAGGCCUACUCCUACGCCUACGACGACCCGACCUCCAUCCUCACCUGCUCCGCCGGUGCGUCCUACGUCGUCACCUUCUGCCCCCGCCACCGCUGAACAGCCAACCAAGCAUGCAAGCUUCCAUCCACAGAAAUCAUCAAUGGCGUUUACGAGGCUAAGGACACCACCUUGAUUUAGCUAGUUACCCAGCUGCUUGCUGUUCUUGGUUCUUUCUACUAUCGUAAUGUGAUUGAUGCAUUUGGUGGUCUACCACUGGUAUGCCCACCGGGAAGAAGGGGUAUAUGAGUAUAUGCUACUGCCACUACUAAUCUAGUAUAUCUUCACUUUGAUCUUGUUACCAGUAUUAGAUUCAGUG
Phragmites australis (common reed) is the source of this 1282-nucleotide messenger RNA. Its product is annotated as thaumatin-like protein. The transcript has 2 exons. The record is from RefSeq and is a predicted model, not a curated record. Gene Ontology annotation, biological process: defense response. Gene Ontology annotation, cellular component: extracellular region. NCBI's taxonomy places the organism in Eukaryota, Viridiplantae, Streptophyta, Magnoliopsida, Poales, Poaceae. The coding region runs from base 1 to 1023 and encodes 340 amino acids.